AUGCUUCUCAACAUCCAACUGUUUGUGGGGUCCCCACUCCCGACCGGUGCAAUGUCCGGGUUUGGAUGGGGGGCCCUCCAUCGUCGCACUAACCCAGUAACAGAGGUUUUGUGGAUGCCACUCCUUCUCUCCCCUGUGUCUCGAGCCUGGCCAGUUGCUCGGGUUACGUCCUCACUGUAUUACGAGUUCGUUGCGUUCCGUUGCCAUCAAAUGCUUUAGUAGACGCCAUUGACCAAUCUUUCGGCUGCUCGGCAGCGGAUUCAACACAAUCUCAGAGAUUUCAGAGCUCGUACCCAUGGAGUUGACCAAACAACAUAAAUGUGACACUUGCGGUAAACGCUUUGCAAGCCAUAUCGCGUCUGCUCAGCACAUGACCAGCAAACAGCACUAGGGACCGCAAUUCCUAUGUGACACUUGUGAUUGACAAUUCUUUACUGAAUAUGCAGCGGACCAGCAUAUAAAAGCCGUCAAUUACUUUAAGAAGCCAUUCUGCGACCUUUGCAACCAGUUUUUCCAAAAUUAUAAUGCGUACAGAAUAGUAAGUAGUUUUGCAUUUUUAGUCAGAGGUACUUAAGUAAGGUAGAGCAUGCGCUGUGCUAAUGCUGCAUAGCACUUUAACUUUAAGAUACAUUGUAGUAAAAGCGUAAAGUGUCCCUUCUGUUAGUCUUUAUACACUUCUGCUAGCGGGCUCUCGCACUAUCUAGAAAGAAACACUUGCCAAGUUGCUAAAAGCCUCACACAGGUCAGCAUCUACACUAACAUCAAGAACCGCAAUCCCGGCUGCCGCGUCACGCACAAUAUCAAUCCCGCCCUUUUAGACUUAAAACUUAUUGCCAUAGAAGCAACCUACAACGGGCAUGCCUAUAAAUGCUACCUCUACUAUCAAGAAUUCCUAGAUCUUUUCCGC
Molecule: messenger RNA, 907 nt
Organism: Periconia digitata
Lineage: Eukaryota; Fungi; Ascomycota; Dothideomycetes; Pleosporales; Periconiaceae
Source: the annotation of a GenBank genome assembly